AUGCGCAUUCCAUGGGAUGGCUCUUCCAUGAGAGUAAUGGAGGUCGCUCUGAGCGAUAGACCCCCUUCGAUUUUCACCGACGGCCGCACCGAAGAGCUCGAAGCAGAUCUUGUGCACCUUCCCAAACUCUGGGACUGCGUAAGCAGACACUCUUUCCGUUGGGAAUUUCGCACCCUCCUCGCCCUUCUCACCCACACGGAUCUGAGGACAAUAACCCAAAGCAUGCGCGAUAGGAUGGUCACCCCGGACAACUUCUUGUACACAUGCCUCGAGGCAGGGUCAGGUCUCCGUCUGAACGGGUAUUUGUCUCAUCUUUGUGGUGUGAGGGUAUAUGGAGACGCCUUCAUUUUCAGGUGGGAUCCGCAGCAAUACGGGCCAGAUGGGCGUGCGACACUGAUAGACACGGAAGAGAUUUUUAUCGAAAGCGAGUACAAUGGGACAUUUCUGCCGAAGUUACUGUGUAACUUCUUCAAACCGGGUGAGGGUAAGGGCAUCAAGUUGUAA
This is a messenger RNA of Letharia lupina, 504 nucleotides long. RefSeq lists its product as uncharacterized. The record is from RefSeq and is a predicted model, not a curated record. The transcript has a single exon. Bases 1 to 504 code for a protein of 167 amino acids. NCBI's taxonomy places the organism in Eukaryota, Fungi, Ascomycota, Lecanoromycetes, Lecanorales, Parmeliaceae.